Molecule: messenger RNA, 1033 nt
Organism: Linepithema humile (Argentine ant)
Lineage: Eukaryota; Metazoa; Arthropoda; Insecta; Hymenoptera; Formicidae
Biological process (GO): GPI anchor biosynthetic process
Cellular component (GO): endoplasmic reticulum membrane
Source: RefSeq, a predicted model, not a curated record
ACGGCCUGGUUUGUAAAGAAUUGAAGGGGCAAUCCGGCUCGACUGGCAGCACUGUCACUGAUUAGCACGCAUUAACGUGUAAAGCGUAUGUGCGUAAUGUGUAAUGUGUAAUGAUUUGGAUGUGUGGAAAUGACAAUUCACAGUUCGAAUUUUUCACAAAUUAUCGCGCCAUUGAUUCUAUGCACAUUAUUUUCUGUACAGAUUUACGCGAGAAUCGACGCUGAAAUCGAUUUCGAGGUAGAAGGAAGCGGAUUUCAUAGAACGUUGGUUUAUAAUGUACACUUUAAAAAUUUUAUCAAUAAGGAUUGUUAUGCUGCCAUUUAUAUGGAAUUACCAUCGGUAUUGUAUAUCAACGUGAACGACAUAGCAGAAUUAAGAAGGCAAAGAACGAAUACCGUGUGUUCUAUAGGCGAAGUUGAUGUCGAGUUGUUCAUGGAGAAUGCGAGUCAACAAAAUGUGACAACGUGUGCAUCCAUAAAUUCGUCAUCGUGUAGUUUAAUGAUACCUUUACAUCAGCGUUAUCAGUACGCCCGUGAAACAGACAGUUACAUCGAUGUGAUCGUGCCUAAGCCAAAACUAUUGCUAGGUUGCCGAAAAAGGAUCAAAGACCACAGAGUGUCCAAGACAGAUUUAUGCAAGCCAUGUGACAAUCUAGUGACCAAGUGGCGUGAAAUUUCAUAUCGUAUGUCGAAUGAUCACGAUUACACAUGGUCAAUGCCAAUCGGAGACUCGUCUCUCUCGAUGUUUGUCACUUAUAUCACGUUAUUGGUAACGCUUAUCGGCGCGAUAUUCACCGGACGUGCCAUUCGCAAUAAUGCGUCAAACAAUCAUCAGAAAACAGAUUGAAGUAAUUAAGAUUUAAUACAGAUAUUCCAGAACUAUCAAUCUUUUAUUAUUGAAUGAUCUAUUUGAUGAAUUUAUAGAUAAAACGUAUUUAUACACGCUUUUGAGACGAUACUGAUGUUCUACCGUUUAGCUAUAAAAAUGUAAAUUACACUCACAUCUACAUAGAAAUAAACAUGUUCACGUUCAA